This is a messenger RNA of Etheostoma cragini (Arkansas darter), 2858 nucleotides long. It is a transcript of the gene crbn, whose product is annotated as cereblon. Bases 117 to 1463 code for a protein of 448 amino acids. Gene Ontology annotation, biological process: protein ubiquitination. The record is from RefSeq and is a predicted model, not a curated record. Gene Ontology annotation, cellular component: Cul4A-RING E3 ubiquitin ligase complex. The transcript is spliced from 11 exons. Lineage: Eukaryota; Metazoa; Chordata; Actinopteri; Perciformes; Percidae.
UUAAUUUAAUCCGACUCCAGUCUUGUGACACACCACCAGGGGGCGCUCGGGGUCUGCCUUGACGCUGCACAUUGAAGACGGCGUAGAAGAAGAGUUAGUAUUGUAAACACAAGGAUAUGGCUGACGAGAGGGUUGGAGGUGAAGACAACAUUAACGACAACAUGGGGAACCAGUUACAGCUUUUACCAGACAACGAGGAAGAGGAGGAAGAUAACAUGGAGACUGAAGACCGAGACAGUGAGGAAGCAGAGAAGCCCACCAUCAUCACCUUUGACCCCAGUCUCCCCACAUCACAUGCUUACCUGGGUUCAGACAUGGAGGAGUUUCACGGCCGCACAGUCCACGAUGAAGACAGCUGUCAGACCAUCCCUGUGCUGCCACACACAGCUGUGAUGCUGGUGCCAGGCCAAACACUGCCUCUGCAGCUCUUCAGGCCGCAGGAGGUCAGUAUGAUGCGGAGCAUCAUCCAGAGAGACCGCACCUUUGCUGUGCUCGCACACAGCAAUGACACAGGUGAGCCGGAUGCAGAGUUUGGGACAACAGCGGAAAUCUAUGCUUACCGAGAAGAGCAGGAAUAUGGCAUUGAAACUGUCAAAGUGAAAGCUGUGGGCAGGCAGAGAUUCAAGGUCCAUGAGAUAAGAACUCAGGCAGAUGGAAUCAGACAAGCCAAAGUACAGAUCCUUCCAGAAAGAAUCCUUCCAGAUCCUCUCUCUGCCGUGCAGCUAACACCCCUUUCCAGGCUCCACAUGCACCCCUCCUCCAAACCCCCAACUCAGAGCUGCAAACAGGCCCAGCGCUGGUGGAAGAACUACCAACAGAGGAAGUUUCACUGUGCCAGUCUGACGCCAUGGCCUCCCUGGGUCUACGCUCUCUACGACUCUGAGUCACUAAUGAACAGAGUGAAGAUACAGCUCCAUGAAUGGGACGAGAAUCUGAAGGAUGAAUCUCUCCCGACGAACGCCGUAGACUUUUCCUACAGAGUGGCAGCCUGUCUGCCCAUAGAUGACGCUCUGCGGCUCCAGCUGCUGAAGAUCGGCAGUGCCAUCCAGAGACUUCGCUGUGAACUGGACAUCAUGGACCGGUGCACGUCACUGUGCUGUAAGCAGUGCCAGGACACAGAAAUCACCACAAAAAUUGAGAUUUUCAGCUUGUCUCUGUAUGGCCCCAUGGCUGCAUACGUCAACCCUCACGGUUACGUCCAUGAAACCCUGACGGUCUACAAAGCAAACAACCUCAACCUGGUCGGCAGGCCAUCCACUUUGCACAGCUGGUUUCCAGGGUACGCCUGGACAAUUGCUCAGUGCCGAACCUGCGGGUCUCAUAUGGGUUGGAAGUUCACAGCCACCAAGAAAGACUUGACUCCAGCUCGUUUCUGGGGUCUGACCCGUUCAGCUAUGCUCCCUCGUAUCCCCCAGGACAAGGGGGAGGAGGGAAGACAGGGCUCUCGCCUCUUCUGCCUGUGAAGUUGAACUAUCAUUUAUCGUAAAAAAACAAACAAACAACUUCUAACCCCCCAAGCCUGGAUCUUCAUGCACUCUCUGGCUGUGUUUAUUUCUAGUAAUCAAUGCAUCACACAGCGCCUGUCACCCUUUGCAGUAAAUCCAUCAUAUUAGUGGAAAGGUCAGUAGGCCUUUAAAUGGCGCUCUAAGAGCUAAUUAGAACGGGAUGGAGGUAGUGAUUUUUUUUAAAGGUUCUUAAGAUGUAAAAGCAGCAACGAGAUGACAAAGUGCAUUGUGAGAAAGUGAUGCAGAAAUAGAGAAUAACAGAUUGAACAGAUUGUUUCCAUGACACGGCUAAUCUGCACUCUUGGUAGAUGCAGACACACAUACUCAAAAGCUAUGCUUAAUGCAUAAUUUCCCUUCUACUCCUUUCCUCUGUAUCAUGGAGAGUUUCAUUGCAUGUAGCUGAAGUAGAGAUAUUGUUGGUCACAUACUUUAAUCUGUUGUAAAACCAACCAGUUAAUAUGAAUUAUCUUAGCAUUCACAUCCUUUGUGGGUUUCUCAGAUAUGUUUUCUCAUUUUAGCUGCCGUAAGUUAGGUGGAGGGAAUGAAAGGGCACUUGUGCACUAUGGGGGAUAUCUUCAAUCUUGGAAUAAAUUGGAUGUAUUUUUGUAUGCAAAAAGAUUGGAAAGUAAGUGAACAUAUUCAUCCAUGUGUGCUUUUUAUUAUCACAUCAGUUUUUUGAUCCAAUAAACAGAAACUGAGGUGACAAUAACCACAAUGUGUAAUAUACUGGUGUAAAUUGAUACGUGAUAUAACUGGUUUCUGUUUUUUAUUCAACGAAGGUUCAUUGUCCUGUCAGAUGAUGUGCUUCAGGAAACAAACUAGUGGAAAUUAGAGAUGUCCUGGUGUCUAAUGGAGGACUGCUUUUUUUUCUUCUAAAAAGGUUCAAGCUAAUUUACAUAGAGAAUGAGAGGAGCUUUUACCUGUCUUCAUUUAGUUUGUUCAUGGGUGGCAUGUUAAAAUGGUGUGCCUACACCCCAGCUCACUGUCUUUUGAUGAGUUUGAUGAAUCAGUGAAAUACAUAUCUGAAUACAAAGGUUGUAAGAGAUGAAGAGAUAAGAUUUAUAUAAUUAAAUUUUAUUUUUUAUUUUUUUUUAAUGUUUUUUGUGGUUUGUAGUUUCACAGUUUUCAGGAUUUUACUUCUUGCGAUUUUGUUGCAAGGUACUGGCUCUUGUUUGUAUAAAUGUAACUGUAAAUAAGAGGCAGUUAUAGCAUUUUUUGUGUAAUAUAAAUGGUGUUCAGUUUGUAAGUCUGGCUCUUAUUUUGCAUAUCUCUUCAUGUCACAGGGAAUUUUUUCGAAAUAAUCUUGUCAGUAGUAAAUCAUAUAUUGCAAUAAGAAAUCAUCUAGAUUGUGAA